Molecule: messenger RNA, 3279 nt
Organism: Sphaeramia orbicularis (orbiculate cardinalfish)
Lineage: Eukaryota; Metazoa; Chordata; Actinopteri; Kurtiformes; Apogonidae
Gene: dcaf5
Product: ddb1 and cul4 associated factor 5
Exons: 9
Coding region: 232-2583 (783 amino acids)
Biological process (GO): negative regulation of fatty acid biosynthetic process
Cellular component (GO): cytoplasm; Cul4-RING E3 ubiquitin ligase complex
Molecular function (GO): protein binding
Source: RefSeq, a predicted model, not a curated record
GGACGGUCCUCCCGUGGAGCAGGAAGCUGCUUCUGGGACUGAACACAGAGGAGAGGGUGGCACAAAACAACGUCGACAUCAGCAGGCAGCAGGGUGUCCACCAUAAUGUAGACCCAAACUGAGCACAGACCGCCGUGUGCCACAUCUACCCACGCGUAGCACCCGCAAGAACACGAGCAGAUGUCGAGGCUGCUGUGGUGAAAACAAAAGCAGAGUGGGCCGUGUUUUUGCAUGUGGAAAAUGAAGGAGCUGAAGGGCUGCGGCAUGCGCUCCUCAGUGGGCUUUCUGUCCCGCAGAGAGCUGACCGGGCAGCCGCUCAUGAAGGAGGAAUUUCAGAGACGCAGGUUGGCAGGUUGCACUAGCCUCUACAAGAAGGAUAUGCUCGGACAUUUCGGCUGUGUCAACGCCAUUGAGUUCUCCAACAACGGAGGAGAAUGGCUCGUCUCCGGAGGAGACGACCGCCGAGUUCUUCUUUGGCACAUGGAGAAAGCCAUCCACGCUCGGUCCAAGCCUGUGAAACUGAAGGGGGAGCACCUCUCCAACAUCUUCUGCCUGGCUUUUGACAGCACCAACAAAAGGGUUUUCUCUGGUGGAAAUGAUGAACAGGUGAUACUUCAUGAUGUGGAAAGGAGGGAAACCCUUAACGUGUUCCUUCAUAUUGAUGCCGUGUACAGCCUCUCCGUCAGCCCAGUCAAUGACAAUGUGUUUGCGAGCUCAUCUGACGAUGGGCGCGUUCUUAUCUGGGACACUCGUGAGCCGCCCCAUGGAGAGCCGUUCUGCCUGGCCAGCUACCCCUCGGCCUUCCACAGCGUCAUGUUUAACCCUGUGGAGCCCCGACUGCUCGCCACCGCCAACUCCAAAGAGGGAGUGGGGUUAUGGGAUAUUCGCAAGCCUCGCAGCUCUCUGCUACGUUACGGAGGCAGCAUGUCCCUGCAGAGCGCCAUGAGCGUUCGCUUCAACAGCACAGGUACCCAGCUGCUGGCCCUACGCCGCCGCCUGCCACCCGUCCUCUACGAGCUGCACUCCCGCCUGCCCAGCUUCCAGUUUGACAACCAGGGAUACUUCAACUCCUGCACCAUGAAGAGCUGCUGCUUCGCUGGAGACAAAGAUCAGUACAUCUUGUCCGGGUCUGAUGACUUCAACCUCUACAUGUGGAGAAUCCCAAAGGAUCCAGAGGCAGGAGGCCCUGGGCGAGUGGUGAAUGGGGCUUUCAUGGUUCUGAAGGGUCACCGGUCCAUAGUGAACCAGGUUCGCUUCAACCCUCACACCUACAUGAUCUGCUCAUCUGGUGUGGAGAAAGUCAUCAAGGUCUGGAGUCCUUACCAGCAGCCUGACAGUCUAGGUGACCUGGAGGGCCGUGUGGAGGACAAGUCCCGCAGCCUCUACACCCACGAGGAAUACAUCAGCCUGGUUCUGAACAGCGGCAGCGGUCUGUCCCAUGAUUAUGUCAGCCAGUCCAUCCAGGAGGACCCACGUAUGAUGGCCUUCUUUGAUUCUCUGGUGCGUAGAGAGAUCGAGGGCUGGAGCUCAGACUCAGACAGCGACCUGAGCGAAGAGGCCAUCAUGCAGCUUCACGCUCGUGGACGUCGAUCUACGCGAACCGCACCGGUGGCUCCUGUCACCGCUUCAGCUGCCGGUCACCACAGCGACUCCGAUAACUCCUCGUCAUCCUCUGUUGUCUCUGGAGGGGAGGAGCAAACCGGAGCAGAGGGGGAGGUGAGGAGACAGCGGAGACAGCAGCGACAUCAGUCAGGUUUCCUUGUGAACGAGGACUCGGACUCCAGUGAGUUUUGGCUCGACCCCAUGCCCCGGCCUCGAUCGCCAAGUCCUAGGGACAACUCCACUCUAUCCAGCCCCACCUCCUCCCCUUCACUUCCUGCCGGUGCCUCCAGCUCGUCCACAUCCACCUCCAGCUCCAGUAGCGAUGAUGAAGAGCGUCGCAGUGCAGUGAGGCGCCGUAAUGUGAUGAGGAGGCGGCGCAUGAAUGUUGUUUCCAGAGCUGGAGACCGACCUGAGUCUGUACAGGCUCUGUUUUCAGCCAUAGACUCCUGCAGUUAUCCCUCAAUCUCAAUUGAUGACCUGUCUUCAUCAUCAUCAGGUGAAGAACAGAACUCUGUACAAAUUAAGCCCCAGGUUGGUGGCACCACAGAGGAGGAGAAAUGCCUGAGCCCUUCGGACUUUGUGUGUCAAAGCCCGGUCAUGUCCCCUGAGAGCCAAGAGAAUGAGGAAGAGAGUGACAGAACUGAGCUACAGAGACAUCUAGCUGUGGAGGAGCUCAGGACAGAGACUGAAGGGAGGACGGCGUUAGACGGUUCUCACAGCGCAGAGGCGUGCAGCAGCUCGGUGGCGGUGGAUGGUAACUCCCAGAGCCGGUGUAGCCCUGGGGUGAACGGCCAGCACCGGACUGUGGCACCAGCUGUGGGACACAUGAAUGAGAACACACAUGCGUCCUCAGAAUCAGAGGAAGAGACUGAAGACAACAGACUGUCACCUCCAAAGGGCUCGACUCUGAAACGGACUCACAUGGGAUCAGAGGGCGGGGGGCCGGGCUCCUCACCAUCAGAGAAGAAGUUAAAAACAUAAUUAUUUUUCAUCCAAGAAAGAGAUCAUUUGUUAAAAGACUUAAUUUAGAAAGUGGGUUUUCUAUGGGUUUUUACAACUCAGCUUUUUCAUUUUCCAUCUUGGUUGUAGCCAUGAGACACACGAACACUGCUUUAGAGCAAAAGAUGUUGGGAAGGAAAUGAGGUUGUUUUUUUGUUUUAGAACAAAUUAAUUAGUCAUCACUACAGAGGUCAAACCGGAGAUGACUUUAAAAUGAUGGGAAAUAGAAAACUUAAGCUAAAUAUUGUUGAUAGCAGAGGUAUUUUAACUGAAAUACAUUGGCUACUCAUUUAUUUUCUUGCGGUAUCAGUGUUUUUCUUCUCAUGCUCUGGUUGUUGCAGAAUGCUCCACCCAGGAUUUGGAGCCCCUCCAACAUAACAAAAAAGGUCUUAUGGAGGACAAUGGCUUUGCAGCAUUUUAAUAUCUGCAUUUUAACACUGAUUCUAAUUCUGAAUUUGCUUUUGAUUUUUAAGUGAUUCUUGACUGCUUCAGUGUGUCUGAAGAAUUGACUGUCUCCACAGAAAUCCUAAGGAGCACCAUUUUGUUUAAGCUGUACAUUGAAAUGAUGCUUUCAGUGUCUGCAAAUUGUUUUUGUCUCAUUAUCCAGCCCUCUGGGUACCAUUACAAGUCAGUGCUCGCUUUUGUUUUCUUGCAAUUAAAGAAUAAUUUGUUCUUCAA